UAGUCGGGGUAGGUGGUAGAUAUAAUAAGGCUAGUCAUAAAUGGCGUACUGCUGGAAUCGAUAUAAUAAUAAACCGUGCCCUAUCUCGAGGUAUCAUCGACUAAAAACACACACUCUUACAGACGCUUUGCGGGGGUUAUCUGAGAUCACAUAUAAAAAUGGUGAAGGGAGUUGCAGUUCUUAACAGCAGUGAGGGUGUUAGUGGCACCAUCCUCUUCGAACAAGAGACAGAAGGUGCUCCCACUACUGUAACUGGAAACCUUUCUGGCCUUAAACCUGGACCCCAUGGUUUCCAUGUUCAUGCACUUGGUGACACAACCAAUGGAUGCAUGUCAACUGGCCCUCAUUACAAUCCUCAUGGAAAGGAACAUGGUGCUCCAGAUGAUGAGGUUCGCCAUGCUGGCGAUCUUGGGAAUGUUACAGUAGGCGAAGAUGGUACUGCAAAAUUCACCAUUGUUGAUAAGCAGAUUCCACUAAUUGGAUCUCAAUCCAUCAUUGGAAGGGCUGUAGUUGUCCAUGCUGAUGCUGAUGAUCUUGGAAAGGGUGGCCAUGAGCUCAGCAAAAGCACUGGAAAUGCUGGUGGAAGGGUUGCAUGUGGUAUCAUUGGAUUACAAGCUUGAUUGUCUACUGCUCUCAUCUCCUAUUCCAGGGAAUACUGAGGCUUUCUUUCUUGAAAAAAAAAACCAUAUAAAAAUUAGAUGUAUCUCCAUACUUUCUCACUCUCUCCAUAAGUUAUGGUUGUGUCAUUGCUGCGUUGUUGUUCUCAAUAAAGUAUUCCCUGUGCUAUUUUAAUA
Molecule: messenger RNA, 794 nt
Organism: Lactuca sativa (garden lettuce)
Lineage: Eukaryota; Viridiplantae; Streptophyta; Magnoliopsida; Asterales; Asteraceae
Gene: CSD1
Product: copper/zinc superoxide dismutase 1
Biological process (GO): superoxide metabolic process
Molecular function (GO): copper ion binding
Source: RefSeq, a predicted model, not a curated record